Porites evermanni is the source of this 5549-nucleotide messenger RNA. The record is from the annotation of a GenBank genome assembly. Lineage: Eukaryota; Metazoa; Cnidaria; Anthozoa; Scleractinia; Poritidae.
AUGAAGUGGGCAAUAACAAAAGGACCUGAAGGAACUGUACAGAAAAAAACACUUCUACUAAUAGCUACAGUUGAACCUGUCCACAACGGCCACCUUGGGAACGGACGAAACUGGUCGUUGUGGAGAGGUGUCUGUUAUGAGGAGGUAGCGUUGUUAUAUGACAUUUUUUUGGGUGUAGAACUGUCCGGUUUAGGUUUCUGGGAAACUACGCACCUACCCCUCCCCUAAGCUAACAUUAACACUUACUUCUCGCUUAGGGGAGGGGUAGAAGGGCAGUUUCUCAGAAACCUCAAUUGAUCCAUGUUUCUUUUUUGGUGUAUGGACUCAGUGUCCGCCGGGACAAAAUAAAUUGAAGUGGCCGCUGUAGAGAGCUGGGUGGUCGUUAUGGAGAGGUGGCCGUUAGUUGAGGUUCGACUGUAUGAGCUUGUAUUGUAGCAACGUUCUAUUAAAAAGGAGCAAUUAAGUUUUUUAUACUACUACAUAAGAAAUUUCUGCAAUUUGAUUGGCUUAGAGCAGUGGUGUUUCAGCGUAAUUUGAAAUACCUACAUGUGAAAAUUACAAACUUUUUGCGUGUAUAGUAGUAUAAACAAAUAAUAACAUGAUUUGUACGUGAUAUUUGGCACAAAUACCACUCGUGAUAUUUUAAAAUUGUCUCAAAUUUCACUCGCCUAACGGCUUGUGAAUUUACGUACAACAAUUUCGAAUUAUCACUCCUGGUAUUUAUGCCAAAUAUCACUACAAAUCAUGCUAUUACCUAUACAAAUCUGAUGAGAAUUGCGUUAUAACUGAAAUCCUUGAACAUCAUCAUCCGCCAACAAAAGAAUCACUCCUUAGUCAGCAAGUAGUUAAUUUUUACUUCAUCGAAAAUACUCGCAGAUAUCCUGGACACUCUGGACAAGAACAAUAAAACUAAAAUCUUAAAUCAGUAAAUCGGAUUUUGAAGUACGUAGACUGGCAAAGACGACGUCUAGGAAGGCCCAGUACAAGCAAAAAUAAGCCGGUCAGUAUCGCUUAUCUUGAUAAUAUAAUGUAAUCCACUUAGUAAAAGAGCAUUGACUAGUUAUAAAAUGUUAAUACAAUCAAGAAUGAAAAUAAUCAUGUACUCCUGUUCAGGAUAACAUACUCUAUUCCUAUCCCAAAAGUGGAAAGUAGUUAAAAAAUGCCAAAAGACAAACAAACAACAAUGUAAUCCUGUUUCAGUAUAAUGUACAAUGAAUCCUACUCAUUUGUUAUUUCGACAUAUAUUGGACAUAUCGUGGGAAGGAGUGUGAUGGGGAUUAUUUCGUUUAGUAAAAGAUAUGCUUAUCAAUAUAAACCUUUCUUCAUGAGUAAUUAGUCUUUUGUGGACCGUGUUAGUUUAUUUUUUGACAUGGUUCGCCAUUAGCAGCAGUUUUUGCACCACAAUUUUGUGGGGAAAAGUUCUGCUUGCAUAAUUUUCAUUUUGCCUUAAAUGACAUAGAGUAAGAUAGAUAAAGUUUAAUUUCACGCAAAGGCGUAAUUGACCCACAUCUGCGUGCGAUACUGCUUACCGCUUUAUUGCUGCGCGAUAUUGUUUGUUCAAACUCGUUAACUGGAACUGUCGCUGACCAAAAGGAUCGGGUCCUUUGGUAACGAUUUCAAGGACGAACCUCCCCGCGGUCCAACCCUGACCCUUUCAUUCGUAUACCGUCCUUUAAAAAAUGGUAAACCUUGCACAUACCUAAUAAAGAAAACUGCUUGAAGUUAAUUUGAACAAUAUAAUAAGAAAAUAUAACAAAUUACAGUGUACAGUCUUGUAAGGUGCGUUUGUUCAAAGAAUUUCUUUUUAUUUUUCUUUAUAUAUUUUUAUUUCGCACACGCAAACAAUUACAAUACAUUACAUUUACAAUUCAUUACAAUAAAUUCUAAUUUUACCUUACAUUGAAACAGGUAACUGUUAUCAUUUACAGAAAAGAAAAAAAGAAAGAAUUAAAAAGAAAAAGAAAGACAAAGUCCACAAAAAUACUAUAAUUUAUAUGUUAACAAUUAAGAGAAGGCUGCCUGUGUUCAAAGUAUUUCUAAUCAAUUUAAGGCCAGGAGUUUUGAUAUCCUCAUUUGUACAUUUCCCAUUAUACACCCUGUUUAUCCACCCCCCGCCCCUUCUUAUAUGCAAUGUGCAAAGGACGUUUCGUAUUUGCCUGUCCGGUUACACUGACCGUGAGGAGUCUGAAGACGAGAAAAGGAGAAACGAGUGGUGGACUCCUCGUUCUCUCCCAAUUCUCCCACUCGUUCUCUAAAACAGGAUAUUGAAGCCUGCGGAGAAGGAUAGUUUCGUAUCAUGUUUUAAACACUAGUUUAUCACAGAGUUAUGGUGUUUAUGAUGAGUGUUUACCUAAAAUACAAUAUUACCACCUGCGAAUGUAUAUAUCAAUGUUCUCAUCUCCAAAAUGUUUCAUUCGCGAGAAAUAACACCCGCCGGCGUGAGACAGUUAUUUUCUUCCAAGAUAAUAGCUUUUGUUGCUGUUUACUAAAAGCGACUUUUUAUGACUCAGUCACAAUAUUGUAAAGAAGAUCGGGGUGGGUGAAUGGAAGUUUAGAAAUAAAAGUUCAAAGUCAAGUGUCGUCAUAACGUUCGGAGUGCUACUCAGCUCACGUAAACUGAAAGUGGGUGCUUUCUAAGUGAAUAAACCAUUAAACUGUACCUGAAAGCUGGUUAUUUAAAACCAGCUUUCACGUACAGUUUAAUGGUUAAUUUAGUCAAAAAAAGAAAAUAAAGGGAGCAGAAGCUAUUCUAUAUUCUGCUCACAUGAAAACUAAAGCCCUCUGCAAACGGACGCAACAAUGUUGGUAAACAGCUCCCAACAUUGUUGGGAGUUGGUGCGUCCGUUUGCAAGUAGCUUUAUAAAGUAUUGUGCCGUGCUUUCACGGCUGUAAUGCGCCUCGUCGUUUUUUAAUUAAAGACAGGUGUUAAAAGACCUCCUCCGUCCUACAGUUUGUCUCAUGCAAAGCAUACUGACGUAUCUAAACGCACUUUUUGUAAGACGCAUUACUCUAAAGUCUUACAAUAUUCGCCCAGUAUCUACCACGAAUAAAUCUCUAGUAGUAUUAGUGAGAGUCUCUGUUCAUUACCAGCAGGCUGAAUAUCCUCUUUAAGAUCUAUAGUAAAAAAGUAAAAAAAUUAUUGUCUUGCACAUAACGCUCAUGAAUAUGCGUUAGUAUGGUAGAUGGGAAAUUAGUGGAUCAAUUUUUUUUCUAGGCCUCAGGGAAUUUAAGAUAAAAUAACAGGGCCCAGAAAAAUUGCUGGAACGUUUCAAACUUUUUACAGAAGAAUAUAUUUAUCUAAAUAAUUAGUAAAUCGCGAAAACCGAGAAAAAGCCUUCGUGAAAAUCACGUUUAAUUUAUACGACAGGAAAAUAUAUCACGUCUGCUCACAGGGUACACUUAAGAGUAGAACCUUUUAAGAAAACAAUUAAAAUAUAAGUACAAAUAAUAAUUUUUAUCGCCAGCCAAGUUGACUUUCAUUUGUAAACUGGCUGCAUGCAUGCUCAAUAAACUAAGAAGACACAUUCAGGUUUCAGGCGCGGAUGCACACCGGUUUCCACGGUUUUACAGAAAUCGGUCAGAUUUUUUCACGAGAUAUAUUUUUAGUUAAAAAAAAGCUAUGCAACUAGAAAUCUUGUUCCAUCACUACAACAUGGAAAUUGACCAUGAUAAAAUCCUCCGAUUUGCAAGGCUUCAUUAGAAUAGAAUGGAACUGGCCAACAUCCUCUCUGAAUGACUCAGAAACCCAGGAAAGGGGCCUUUAGGUAGUGAAAAUCCAAAAAAUUUCCUGUGAUAGCCCAUGCUCCCUGAUCCCCCAGAAGCUUGCGCCCUCGGCGUUACGUUUCGUUAGGAAAUCGGUCAAAAUUUAUCCUAGAUCCGCCCUUGGGUUUUAUCGAAAUUGUAUAUUGAGCAAAAAAAAUUAUGUACCGUCCUUGAACAACCGUCGUUGUCCCAUCUAUAUUUUUUUUAACCUUUAUUUUAUAAACUCAAGAAAACUUCGGAAUGUUUAUUUACUUAUUUAAAUGGCAAACUUGAAAGGUAAUCGUGUUAAUCAUGGUGGUAAAACCGAGGGGAAAAAUAGCUCACCGAAAACCUGUUAUCGUGAACACCUGUAUUUUUGAUAACACCGGCGCAAAGUGCUAUUUAGCCGAAGGUACUCUUUAAUAUUCAAUUUGCAGAUAAAUAUUUGAAAACAUUUUUAGGCAUCAUAAGCCAACUUUGAACUAUUUUUCAUCAGAGCAAGAUCUUUUGGUAUAUUGUCAAUUUUUGCACAGGAGAAAAACAGAAAAAAGACAAAAGACAAACGCGACGAUAAAAUCUCACAAAGGGACCAUGGUGUAUAAAGCCACACAAUGUAUUGAUGGACUUUAAUUGAUUGUUUCGUAUGUAAUUACUUGACUGAGAAAAAAAAAAUUCUGAGGUGAUGUUAUUGAAGCCAAUGUUCGCGUUUAAAUUAACAAGACACUAUUAUUCUUCUAGAAGUAACUAACGAAAUUGUUCUUUUAGUAAGAAUUGCCCUAAGACCAUCAAGACGUUAAUUUUCUGAGCUGUCUUCUAUUUUUUUUAGCGCACGUUGGGCCAAAAUUGAUACCUUUUUCUCCUUGAGAUUUCUGUUUCUAUUUCAACCUUUGUACCUUCCUGAUCGAUCCACGGGUAAAACAGCGGGCCAGGAUAAAUAUCGAGAUAAUAGCUGAUUUGGUUUUUGCCAACCUGGCAACAGAGGCAAAUCACGUGUCAAAAAUAUGAAUAAGUCAGGGAAAAAUCAAGGAAAUAUGAUACUUGCAUUAUAUUAUAUACUCGCAUGCGCUUUUGUCAAGAACCGCCCUUUCAAAUGUUGUAUAAAGAUAGAAUUCCCGGAUGCCAGAAGAAACCUUUUUAGUUUCUUUCUGCGUAUUUUCCGCAACGCGCCAACAAAGGUUAUUAGCCGGAACAAAAGGAAACUGAUUGCAAGUAGUCUUUGAAGUAUCAGCAAGUUUUAAGGUCACGCAAUAACUGAGAAGAAAAACACAAUGUGGAUAAAAACACGGUUGGUACUUUACCUGUUAUUGCCAUCCAUUGGCUUUUCGGCUGCGUUCCAGAUAGACUUCCUUGGUGUGACUCCUUUGAAUGAACUGCAAGCUAACAGUACUCCACCAAUCCCACCCUAUCCUGGUUUACGUGGAGAGUUCAGUUUACCACCACCAGACUCAGUAGUUAUCUCUUCGAUGGAAAACCCGCCUUAUGUCCUGUUUGACGAAGAACCAUUAGAAAAGAGCGAAAACAUAACUAGCUAUAACUCGUCACAGCCAGGAGAAGCGAUGAACGCAACGAACGAUAACAGUGGUAUUAACCAAGAAAGUAAACAGGAAAACAAAGACGACGAUGGCAAUCCGACUGGCUUCAGAGUGACAGGCAUCUUUCAGGAAAUUGUGUCGAAGGGACUUCAGAUUUGCGUUGGAAUACCCCUUACUAAAAUCAACUUCACGAAAAAAGCUGGUAAUCUCCAACAGCUUGAUAAAACCAUUGUGAAAAACGAAGCUGAUCUGGCGCUACCUGUGCAAGGAAGCUGA